Frieseomelitta varia is the source of this 2785-nucleotide messenger RNA. It is a transcript of the gene Rh50, whose product is annotated as ammonium transporter Rh type A. Gene Ontology annotation, cellular component: plasma membrane. Lineage: Eukaryota; Metazoa; Arthropoda; Insecta; Hymenoptera; Apidae. Bases 469 to 1926 code for a protein of 485 amino acids. The record is from RefSeq and is a predicted model, not a curated record. Gene Ontology annotation, biological process: ammonium homeostasis; ammonium transmembrane transport. The transcript is spliced from 12 exons. Gene Ontology annotation, molecular function: ammonium channel activity.
ACUGGACAUUCUUGCUGGUUGGCAAGUAGUGCUUCGAGGCAUUUGUGCGCGGUGGUCGUGUCUUUCGAGUAUCCCCCGGACUGGAAAUUUCUUCAGGUUCAUCUCUCGAGAUUCAAUAGGCUUCGACCGUUCGCGCAAAGGUUGCGGAAAAAAUUUAACGCGUAGGGAAAUGUGGAGAGUGACGGAGGAGAGGAUAGGAAUACGAGAUAGAGCAGAAAUUUCGUUGUCGUUGCAUCGAUCUUUGCCCCGGCGCAGUUAUCCGUCAUCGUUGCUCGAAUUAAGAUCUGCUCCACUUCGACGAACAGUUUCCACCGCCGAGUACGAGAUCUCGUGAAACAACAAAAAAAAAAAAAAAAAGGGAGAGAAAAAAAGGAAAGCCUGUCCAGCGAGAACCACGAGAUGAUCGACGGCCAGUGAGGGAAGGUUUUGCAACGGCCAAGCGAAAGUUAUAAGGCUAUCCAGAUCAAAAUGGGAAAGGGAAUGUUCUCCGUGAGUGAAAAGCAACAAGUAUGCCAGCUAUUCUUCGUCCAAGUCGUCCUAAUCGUCCUAAUGGGCGCGUUGAUGACGUACGGGCCAGAGGCGGACGCUAAUUUACUAAAAAAUCACACAGGCGACCACGGCCGGAAACAUGUCAAGGAGCCGGAUACGGACCCAUUACGAGUUUAUCCGAUGUAUCAAGAUGUCCACGUGAUGAUCUGGAUCGGAUUCGGCUUCCUGAUGACGUUUCUAAGGAGGUACGGGCAGAGCGCGAUAGGACUGACGUUCCUCCUCGGCGCCAUUUUGGUCCAAGUUGCUAUGAUCUGCGAGGGGGUGGUGCACAUGCAGAAGAACAAUACGUCCUAUUUGUCGUUGAAAAGCCUGCUGAGCGCGGACGUUGCUGUGGCCACCCCGUUGAUAUCCAUGGGCGCUUUGCUCGGCAAGACGACCUAUAUGCAGCUAGUGUUCAUGGGUAUUCUCGAGCUGAUCGUGUUCACCGUGAACAAGUACGUGGGCGAGCAUCUGCUUAUGGCCGUCGAUGCGGGUGACAGUAUGUUUGUCCACGCAUUCGGAGCAUACUUUGGACUUGCUGUUAGUUUCGUAUUUGGGAUGAAGGACAAGCCCAAGGAACAUCAUCUCGAGGGACCAUCCUACAACUCCGACAUUUUCGCGAUGAUCGGCACGGUAUUCCUGUGGCUGUUCUGGCCGUCGUUCAACAGCGCCGCUCUAGAAGGAGACGAUCAGCAAAGAGCCAUUAUAAACACCCUUCUGUCGAUCUCGUCCGGCUGUGUGAUCGCGUUCGCGACCUCCGCCCUGGUCUCCAAGGAUAGCAAAUUCAACAUGGUACACGUGCAGAACUCGACGUUGGCCGGCGGUGUAGCCAUCGGCACCGCGGCAGGCAUGAUGUGCAAACCGGUGGGUGCUUUGGUCGUUGGCGCUCUGGCUGGACUACUCAGCGUACUCGGCUACAAAUAUCUCACGCCACUGAUCCAAAAACGUCUGAGGAUUCACGACACGUGCGGCGUGCACAAUCUCCACGGGAUGCCCGGCGUUUUGGGCGGUAUCUUCGGUGCGCUGAUGGCAGGCCUCGCUAAUGAAGCUUCUUACGAUUAUUCCCUUUACGAGAUCUUUCCCGCGAGAGCACCAAGCUCUGAAGCAAAGUUAGCUGAGAUGAGGGACAAUUAUGGUAUAUCAGCUGGGCUUAACAGAACAGCAGGGGAGCAGGCUGGCUAUCAAUUAUUAGUACUAGCAAUUACAGUGGGAAUCGCUAUCGUUUCAGGAUUAAUAACAGGUUUAAUGAUGCGGAUGUCAAUCUGCGGUUCUAUUUCCGAGGAGCAAAAAUUCGACGAUGAAGCCCACUGGGAAUUGGAAGAGGAAUCUUCACAGGAGUCGAAAGUCAAAGAAGGGAACAGCUGUGGCGGCGAUCAACUGCCAAUGGCCCAUAUCUGAAGCGGGUGCUUAUAGUAUAUCGAUAUAUCGAUAUAUCGAUUUAUCAAUAUUAUAUAUCGAUAACAGCAGAAGAUUCCGCUUGCAUAUGAAUGCAAAUAAAGGAAGAAAUUAGAACCGUAAACCUAGAAAAAUUUGUAAAAUUUAUUAAACAAUUUGUUAAACAUCGUAUUCGACGCGUAUUUGACGCGUAUUCGACUGAUGCAACAAUACACAGUCGGUUAUUUCAUACAUAUUCAACAGGUAUCAAAAAGUGGACUAGAGAAAUCAAUAUUACAGAAAACGGACCACGUAAAAUGAAACAAUUAUGGAAAGAAAAGCGAAGCAUACAAAAAAUGUAUGGUAUUCCAUUUUCUUUCUUUUAAUUGCAUUAUUUAUAUUUUUUAGAAUAUUCUAUAAAUUUUUACGGUAAAUCAUUUAUAAGGGCGAGCGUUUCUAGGAAUAGCAGUAUUUAUCGGAUCGUCUAGCGUAUUAAAAUAAUUAUUGUAAAAGCACUAUAGAUCGAUCAGAAAUAAUGCAUAUUUAAACAUGAUAAUAUAUUAUUCUUGCUAAACUUUUUGUAUAUAAUUAUAAUAAUAAUGGUAAUAGAGAUAAUUCAUUCCUUAAAAUUGUCAAUAACAAUCCAUCGAAAUUUUAAUUAUUUUUUUUUAUGUAAUAAGUUUAAUAUCGUCUUUUAGUAUUCAAAUCAACAAUUACUUCAUUAACGCAUGUACCACCACUUUUGCGUUUAAUGAUUUCAAAUCGGUAUAAGUUUGCCCUGUCCCAAUGAAAACGAUAGGUUGUCCGGUAAUAUAGGUCAUAGAAAUCGCCGCGCCUACCUGAAAAUCCAGAAACAAUAUAAAUAAUAAAUAAUAUAACAAUA